AUGGACAUUGAAUCCCCUUCGGGUUCACUUGAAAGAUUCAAGAUUUACGAUGAGCUGGAACUACUUGAGUUUCAGGACAAGUUCGUGAUCAAAUCCCACCAAUCCCCCAACCAGGGCUUCUGGAUUAACCGUCUCGAUGGCAACAUCAAUUUACUUGAUGAUGGUGGCACAUUCUCUGGAAGUCCACUGAAAACAUCUACAAUUUAUGGUGUGGUGGGAACCAUACGAUUGAUUGUAGAUGCUCUAGAUUGGAUGAUAUUAACAUCUAAUCCCUUCCUAAUAUUUCUUGAGGAUCCUUGUUUGGUUGAGAUGUUUGUUGGCCUGGAAAGAAAUAAAUCUAAUCCUGUUUGUACAUCAAUAUCUGAACAUAGAACGUAUGCUGUUGUAAUAACAUCUCGGAAGGAAGUUGGAAGUUUCCUUGGUUUUCCAGUAUAUCGUUUGAUGUCCAUGAGAAUACUUGCGUGUAAUGAUGCUUUGAGGUAUUCAACUGCUCAAGAAAAAAAGGAUGAGACUUACUUUGCUGACCCUCGAUUUGUCUGGAACAAACAUCUUUUGGAGGAGCUUAUUGAGUUUAAGAUGAAGCAUUUUGUUGGUUUAAGAAGCAAGUUAUGUUCUCCCUUAACUGGGCUUAAGCUUCCAAGCAGCACAGCUAAAGCUAAAAGAUUCAAAUGCUAUAGUAACAUUAUUUUCAAGGAGAUGUACACGACGUCUAGGUACAAUGUCCAAAAAGCUUCAUAA
Messenger RNA from Sphenostylis stenocarpa, 738 nucleotides. Lineage: Eukaryota; Viridiplantae; Streptophyta; Magnoliopsida; Fabales; Fabaceae. The record is from the annotation of a GenBank genome assembly.